UUGGUUAUUUUUGCAAAUGUCUUCAAGUUGCUGAAAUGGACUUUUGUGGAAUGAAAAAGUUCCUACCGCAAGUGAGAACCUUUUGUGGUUUCAUUGAUUUGAAAGCAGGUGCUUAUAUGAUUACUGUAUUUGCUUUGUUAAAUAAAAUAUCCGGAUUCUAUGGAGUAUCGUCAUUACUUGACGGGGGCGGGAUCACAUCAAUAAUAUCUUACUUCUAUUCUAUGAUUGCUGCCGCCGGUUUCGCUUGCAGUCUAUACGGAAUGUACAAUGUAGGUGCUAGAAGAUGUGAUAAUUACAUACGAAAGCUCGUACUUUAUUUAACUAUACUCGCCAAAACAUUAGGAGAACCUAAAAAUAUUACGAGCGUAUCCACCACUAUAUUGUCUCGAUUUAGAAGAAGAGUUUCUUCAGAGUAUGCUAAAUGGCAGGAUUCAUCGAACCUUUUGCCCGCUUGGAAAGCUGAAUCGACUAUUGCUAUAAUGUUUUUAUUGGCUAUUUGGAUAAUUCAUGUCUAUUUCGCUAUAGUAAUACAGUCAUAUGCAGAUCUUGUGUGUAAAAGAUACUUCAUGAAUUUAUCAUCAACAUCAGGUGAUGUAUUAAUGUUAUCACCAUCAUCAACAUUAAAUAAUAGUAAUAAUUCUCUGGCAGUAGUAGGAGUAACGCAUUAUCAACAAAUAUCGAAAUAUUCGCAAUAUUUCCUCGAGCUGUCAUCUGGUGUUGAUACAAGGGCUCAGAGAACAAUAACCACCACGACAUCGGCUACAGAUAUUGUGGAAACUGAAGAUGAUAUACUCAUUAAUAGUUUAUUAAAAUGCUCAUUCAUUGGCGAUAAGCAACAAUUAAACAUGCACGAAUUAAUUCCACCAUCGGAUACUAAUACGAAUACAAUUCCGAAUUAUGGAAAUGCAAUGAACUUGAUUGAUAUCCUGCGAGCACACGAUCAAUUGAAGCUAAUGCCAGUCGAGAAGUACAAGGAAUUUUACGCUAGCUGCAUGAAAAAUUUUGAGAUAUCCAUGGCCAGGCAAGUUUUUGACCUUUUUUUAUCGAGCUCAGAAAAUUCUGAGAAGCUUAAACAGGAUCUGAAAUUUGCUCAACAUAUGGUUGCUGGUGAGUUUCUAUUGGCGAAAGCAUGCCUCGAGGAGAGAACAUAUGAUGAUCCGUUACCAUUUUCUUUGGAAUCGAUAUUCAACGAGUUGAUAAGGAAUUAUCUAGAACGAAACAAUGUUGUAAUGAUAGAUAAAUUAUUGGUGAGGAUGACGAGAGAUUUUGGAAUACUGCCCAAAAAAGAAACUAUUCAUUCCGUGGUAUUGUGUUGUAAAAGUAUGGAUGGUCUUCUAGAAGCGAGAUCUUUAAUAAUGUCUUUAUUUCACAUAAUACACGAGCAUGAAAUAAAGCUUGAGUCAUUAACUUACGACUAUUUACUCAAUCUGUUUGCAACAUACGAAUUGAGAUUUCCAGCAAGAACUUUGUUUGACGAUAUGCUAAAGAUGAAUAUUACGCCCUCUAUCCACGCAUUUUCAAAUAUUAUGCAUCUGUUUGCGAAGAGCGUUAAUACUUUGGUAAACUAUCAUGAGCUUAUGGAACAAUUGAAAGUAAAACCGAAUGUUCAUACUUACACGAUAUUAAUCGGAAGUUUAGGGAGAGCUGGCUUCGUCCAGGAAGCUGCUAACUAUUUUCAUGAAAUGACUGAGAAGAAAAAGAUAGAACCUAAUCGUAUAACCUAUACGGAGUUAGUGAAAAUUUGCACGGAAAAUGCACAGAGUGAGGAUGUGAGCUCAGGAUUUUUUGAAGCGAUUAAAAAAAGUGGGAGACAACCGGAUGUCGUUGCCUAUACUGCAUUGAUACAGGCAAAAGCCGAAGCUAUGCGUUUUUCUGAAGCGUUAAUGGUCUAUCAAGAUAUGUUACGAGACAAUGUAAAACCCAAUCAACAAACUUUCACAGUACUUCUUGAUGUUUGUAUCCAAGCGGGUGAAUUCGAAACUUGCCAUAGAAUAUAUGAUGUGAUGAAAUCAACAGGUCUUCAACCAGACUUACACGUAUAUUGCACCUUGUUAAAUGCCUUUUGUCAAGAGAAAAAAAUAGAUCAAGCAGUGUUCUUGUUCCAAGAUAUGCUCGAGCAAGGAAUCAAACCAGAUCAAUCAUGUUAUAAUUGUCUAAUGCAUGCGUUCAAUCGUAAUGGAAUGCCGGAAUCAGUCUUUGCUUUCUACAAUAUGAUGAUAAAAAGCAUUAGGCCAGAUCAAGUAUCAUGGCGUAUUCUUUGGGACACGUGUUAUUUUCAUAAAAGACUCGAUGAGGCGCGAGACUUUUUCCGUGACAUGGAAAAAAUUACUACUAAACUUUAUGAUUAUGCAAUCAUGAGAUAUAUACAAUUGCUCGCUGAGAAUAAACAAAUCAUAGAGGCUUUGACAAUUUUGCUAUUAGCGAGGGAAAAGGAGGUUCGAUUUGAUCGGCAUAUUGUCUAUAAAAUAUUGUUAACUUUUAAAAUUCACGGAACUCACGAAAUGUUCAAUGAAGUGCGGAAUAUUCUCCAAGAUCAACCCCGACUUAGCAAAAAAGUUCCGACUCGGGAAAAACUUGAUUUAUAUAUAAAGAAUCUAAAGAGAAAAUAUCAGUUUUCCAAAACUGUUGUCGCUCAUAAAUAG
Messenger RNA from Ambispora gerdemannii, 2642 nucleotides. The record is from the annotation of a GenBank genome assembly. NCBI's taxonomy places the organism in Eukaryota, Fungi, Glomeromycota, Glomeromycetes, Archaeosporales, Ambisporaceae.